Brenthis ino (lesser marbled fritillary) is the source of this 666-nucleotide messenger RNA. NCBI's taxonomy places the organism in Eukaryota, Metazoa, Arthropoda, Insecta, Lepidoptera, Nymphalidae. The record is from the annotation of a GenBank genome assembly.
AUGUCGGCCUCACUAGACUCUGCUUUGGACCCCAUGGAGGAGAUACGGUUUCGCAAGAAACAUGGCUCCAUGUGGAUUGAAAUACAAAAAGAUACACAUUUUACAUUCGAUGAGUUGGAACAGGUUAUGAUAAUAUUCUUCAAAAUACAAAAGCGAGAUGAAAAGCCGGCUGCAUCUGAUUUGAUAUCAAGGGCCCAUUUUCGCGAUGUCCUCCACACUGGUUUGGGCAUGACUGAUGCAUACAUGAUGGAACGCGUUAUGGUCGCACUGGACAGAGGAACUUCACCUUAUGUCACUAUGGCAACAUUUGCUAAAGCAAUGUCUUUAUACUUACACGGAAAUUUGGACGAACGAAUCUCUUACGCUUUUACUUGUUACGACUUAUUGGGUGAAGGUCAUUUAAGAAGAGAAACGAUGUAUCAAUUGAUGAAAAAGAGCUUAGCAAAAGCUUCGAGAGAUGACGACGUUGAGGAAGCAGUAAAGGAGCUCGUCGAUAUAAUGCUCAAGCGAAUGGACGUGGAUUUGGAUGGUGUUAUCAACUUCCAGGACUUCCAUACGUCAGUUACAAAUACUCCUUCAUUGCUCGAAAGCUUGGGCUACUGUCUUCCCGAGAGACCAGCAGUGUAUUCGUUCCUCGCAACAUGGUGCCCAGCGUGGGGCAAAAUG